AUGAGUGCGGCCGGCGCCGCCUGGGCCAACUCGGCUCCUCGAUUAAUCAGGUCUUCAAUACCAUGCCCGCAACCAAGCGCAAGCCUCACACGCAAAGCUCAGACAAGGGCAUUCUACAACUCAGCAGUCCCUAAGAGACCUUCAUCACGCCUUCCUCCGUGCUCUCGUUCUCCACGAUGUUCUUCACCACACGUACGACUCUUCUCCGCUACCUCGGCAUUUCAAGCGACAAAAGAUCCCUACGCAACUCUAGGUGUCGGGAAGAGCGCGACUGCAUCAGAGAUCAAGAAGGCCUAUUAUGCUAUGGCUAAGAAGUAUCAUCCGGACACGAACAAAGACCCUGGCGCAAAGGAGAAGUUUACAGAUGCUCAGUCAGCCUAUGAGCUGUUAAACGACCCCCAGAAGAAGGCUGCUUAUGAUCAAUUUGGAGCAGCAGCUUUCGAUCAGGGCGCUGGUUUCGACCCCGGUGCUGCAGGCGGCGGAAACCCCUUCGGAGGCGCCGCAGGGGGAAAUCCUUUUGGUGGUUUUGGUGGAGGAUUCGGAGCCGAGUUCAAUUUCGAAGACCUUUUUGGUGCCUUUACUGGGGGUAGUCGUCGUGGCCGAAGAGGAAGAUCCCCUUUCCAAGAAGAGAUAUUACAAGGAGACAAUAUUGAAGUUCAGACCAACAUAUCGUUUAUGGACGCUGCGAAGGGCGUAACUAAGAACAUCACCAUUACGCCUCUUGUUGAAUGCGGCACCUGCAAAGGCAGUGGAAUGAAAAAAGGAGCCCAGAAGCAACAAUGUAAAUCAUGUAACGGCACUGGGACUCGCGUACAUGUGAUGCAACAAGGGUUUCACAUGUCGAGUACGUGCUCCACUUGUGGAGGAAGCGGCGUGACCAUUCCCAGGGGUUCAGAGUGCGAUACUUGUGCUGGCAAUGGAGUAAUACGACAAAGGAAGACGGUUCAAGUCGACAUUCCGGGAGGAGUUGAAGAUGGUAUGAGACUCCGAGUUUCCGGAGAAGGUGAUGCGGCCCCAACUGGUGCGGCCGUGGGAGCGAAUGUUCGAAGUGUCCGCGGAGAUCUCUACGUCUUCAUCCGUGUAGCACCGGAUGCAAGAUUCAGUCGGAAUGGAGCGGACGUGCUUUAUACCGCUGCAAUACCUCUUACUACCGCUCUUCUCGGAGGCGAAGUCACGGUACCGACAUUAGAUGGGGAGGUCAAGGUGAAGAUCGCAACCGGAACUGGUACUGGUGACAAGAUAACAUUACCUGGCAAGGGCAUGAAGCGCCUUGGUGGGCGGCGGGAUGCUUCAGGUGAUCUGAGGGUCGAGUUCAAGGUCAACAUGCCCAAAUAUCUAUCCGCCAACCAGCGAACUCUUUUGGAAAUGUUGGCGGACGAGAUGGGCGACAAGACCGCAAAGAGGAUUAUGAACAUCGACUCUUUCAAAAAGGAGACAUCCUCGGACACCAACUCGAAACCAUCCAACAAGGCUGCAGAUCACAAGAACGAGGGCUUCCUCAAAUCUGCAUGGCAUAGACUCACCCAUCAACAUGACAACCUGGAAGCUGACGAGAAAGGCUCUCAGGGCAAGGCGGACAAGGCGGACUCGAAGGACGAUGACGAGCCGAAGAAGGCGUCAGGAUCUGGGUAG
Molecule: messenger RNA, 1632 nt
Organism: Exophiala spinifera
Lineage: Eukaryota; Fungi; Ascomycota; Eurotiomycetes; Chaetothyriales; Herpotrichiellaceae
Product: chaperone DnaJ
Exons: 2
Coding region: 1-1632 (543 amino acids)
Biological process (GO): protein refolding; response to heat
Cellular component (GO): cytoplasm
Molecular function (GO): heat shock protein binding; ATP binding
Source: RefSeq, a predicted model, not a curated record